AUGAUUUCAAGGGUUAUCACCAAGAGAAUAACUUCAGUCAAACUUUGUCGCACAUUUCUGAGAAGUAUGUCAACGCAAAAGGGUAAGCCAGAGUUAGCAAAGCUAUUGAAGGCUCGUAAAGCUGAGUCUGAUGAGUGCAAAUGGAUUGGCUUGGAGAAGCUGACAUAUGUGGACCCAAAUGGUAGUGAAAGAGAAUGGGAUAGUGCUGUGCGUUUAACAAGAGGCAAGGGAGAGGUUGACGGUAUUGGUAUUCUAGCAAUUCUUAAAUACAAGGACGGAAAGCCUGAUGAAAUCCUGUUGCAGAAACAAUUCAGACCUCCUGUUGGAGGAGUGUGUAUCGAAAUGCCUGCUGGAUUGAUCGAUGAAGGUGAAAGUAUUGAAACGGCUGCUCUUAGAGAAUUGAAGGAAGAGACGGGUUACGUGGGUAAGAUUGUCGCUAAAGGCCCAGUUGCAUUCAACGAUCCGGGCUUCACGAACACAAACUUGUCGCUGGUAACCAUUGAAGUUGACAUGACUACCAGCGAAAACCGGAACCCUCAAACAAAUUUAGAAGAUGGUGAAUUUAUAGAAUGCUUUAAAGUGCCCUUGAAGAAUUUCGCCGAUGAAAUGGCUGCUCUUGAUAAGCAGGGCUACAAGCUAGAUGCCAGGGUGCAAAACGUCGCUCAAGGAAUACAACUGGCUCAAAUCUAUAAAAUAUUAGACUAA
Messenger RNA from Torulaspora delbrueckii, 705 nucleotides. RefSeq names its product ADP-ribose diphosphatase (gene YSA1). Lineage: Eukaryota; Fungi; Ascomycota; Saccharomycetes; Saccharomycetales; Saccharomycetaceae. The coding region runs from base 1 to 705 and encodes 234 amino acids. Gene Ontology annotation, biological process: nucleoside phosphate metabolic process; ribose phosphate metabolic process. Gene Ontology annotation, cellular component: nucleus; cytosol. The transcript has a single exon. Gene Ontology annotation, molecular function: ADP-ribose diphosphatase activity. The record is from RefSeq and is a predicted model, not a curated record.